UCAUCAAAAAUAGAAUUUUUAUAAUCCGCGGCGGGUUAAUGUUAUUGAGUUUUUAUCCUGUAAUUCUCUCAUUUGGAUGGCAGAUAAAUAGAACGUAAGAAUGCAUGCAUGGGGAUAUAAACGAGAAAAAAACUCAUCAGAGUGAGUGAUAAAUGUGCGAAAAAGGAACUUGCCAACAUGCAAAGACAUCUUGCGAAUAGUGUCAAUUGUUUAUUGUUGUUCAUUGAAUAGUUUGGUUGUAUAGAUAGAAAGUCGGAAAGUUUUUUUUUGUAAUGGAGGAUCACACCGAAGAAACAAAUGAUAUGAUCGAAAUGCUAAAGUCUGAGGUUUUGCAAUCACAGCAAAUUGUAGUACUAGGAUGUAGAGAUGAUAAACGGGAUAAUAGUAUGCAACAACAGAAUGAUCAGAACAAGUCAAAUGCUUCGGAAUCGCUUGUUGAGAUACAGCAUGCAACUGCUUUGACAAAUAACAAUUCACCAGCCAAUAUAAUUAUGUUAAAUCAAGGUUUUCCAAAUUCGGACGAUCCCUCAAAUAAGUUGCAUCAUCAAAUGCGCCAUGUCCAUAUACCCUACAUACUAAACGGUGAACUUUACCAGAUUCAAACACAAGAUGGUGAAAAUGUGACAGUUAAAUGCUGCCACUGCCCCCCUGAUCGGGUAUAUAGAGGUAGCGUGCGAUCAACGGGAAACUUCCAUAUGCACAUAAAGCGACGUCAUCCUGAUUUAUUGGAAAAGCUGCACGAUAUGAAAGUUAAUGCUCUUUUGGAAAGGCGUGAUCGUUUAAUACGCAAUCGAAAAAUUAACUCACGCAACAACCGAAACAGACUUAACUCCCUAGGCAUUACCACAUCAACCCCUAAUAACAAGGAAGAUCCUAAAUCGAAUUUGGUACAACAACAAGUGCAAUCUUCGUCUCCGGCAGACAAUUCCACUUCCGAGUUGAGUUUAUUGCACACGCACAAGUUGAAAAUCAAAACUGUAUUCCAGAGACAUCAAAUGCAGCAAAAAGAAGCAGCAGAAAUGCGCGAUGCUAGCUGGAACCAUGCGGAUUAUGUUGUGCUGCCCAUAACAAAUAUGGCAACCAGCGGCCAAGCCACAGAUGGUCCCAUAAAUUAUAGUUUGAAAUCUCAAGAGAGAAUGGAAAUACUUGAACAACAACAACAACCAACGUGUGUAUCGACACAAAUUUUAACACAACAACAGCCAUCAUCAUCAUCCCAUCAACAGCAACACGUGGAUAUUGCUCUUACAAAUGCGGUCGAAUGUGUUAACAUACCCACAGCCACAAAAACACAAACAACAAAUGUUUUUGAAUGUACCACCAAUAAUGAAUAUGUUUACGAAAACCAACAGAAUAAUAUAAGUAGAGACUUGUCAACGGCGACAACAGCCACACAGUCCUCAUUGUCGUCCAGUGAAUUAAGUACAUUUUCAUCGGUAAACAACAACACUAAUAAUAAAAACAAUGGCAACCCAGUGGUAUUUCAUCAACCGCAUAAUGGUUAUGCAUCCCAUCACCAUCAAACAUUGUCCAUUAUUAAACCAGAAGAACUCUUAACACCCUUUGAACAUCAGGCUAUUGAUUUAACACUACACACCGAUUCAGGAAUAUAUUCAAAUUCCAAUGAAAGUGUUACCAAUAAUAACUCGCAAAAUAGCACAACAGAAAAUAGAGCUGGCUCUCAACACACUCCACAUUCCCACACUCCUCAAACGACACAUUGCGAAAACAACUGCCAAAAGUGGCAGGAGCUAUUGAUACACGUUGAAAGUUCAUUGCGUGACAUACAACACGAAAUGAACAUUCGAAAUCAAAUUGAAUCAAAUCGUAUGUUUUUGGACAUUGCGAAGUUUAAAUUCCUGCAUCCUAGUUUUCAAUUCAAUUGGUAAGAUGCUACAUGAGCAAUUCAUAUGAUUAAUCGCUAAUACUCAUUAAGGAAAUGAGUUAUAUAUGUUUAUCCCCAUUUAAAUUUAGUUUCUUAUAACAUAAAUAUGUAUAUAAGUUGUUGGAUUUUUUUUUUGUUUAUA
Messenger RNA from Stomoxys calcitrans (stable fly), 2027 nucleotides. It is a transcript of the gene stil, whose product is annotated as protein kinase 4. The record is from RefSeq and is a predicted model, not a curated record. The transcript has 4 exons. NCBI's taxonomy places the organism in Eukaryota, Metazoa, Arthropoda, Insecta, Diptera, Muscidae. Bases 273 to 1889 code for a protein of 538 amino acids.